UUCGAAGCGGAGCUUAGCUAAUUAUAUUUAUCGGUAUACCAGCAACUGCAUUGGUUUUUGUGGCGUUCAAGUGAGAUUUAAUUAGGGAUUUGAUGAUUUGGACGUAUCUACUACAAAAAAAAGAUGAUGCUUCAAUUGAUUUUCAAAAUUGUUAAGAUGUUUCAAGGAGUACGUGACUUAAUAACUUAUACUAGUGCAAGCAGAGAAGUUAAAUCAGACUACCGAAACUCUUCUUCUAUGAAGUUGCAUGUGGUCUCAAAGGUUCAGCCAUUUUAUAUGAUAGCUAAUUGAGCUGAACGUUUGGGCCAUUACCAAUGUGGAGAUAUUCAAACUAAACUAGCAAACGAGCCUUUUUUCAAAACUUAUUGGUGAAAUCAUCAAAGGAUAAUAACUUUACGGAAGGUUAACUUCUAUGACCUACUAUUUUUAUUUAUUAUGUCCAUAGAGUUGUGCACUAUGGAUGGUCGCCUGCCUAUUGAAGGUCUAAUCAUUUUCUUCCAUAGUUAAAUUAUGUAAAUCUUCAUCAAAAAGAACUAUAUUUUGUCGUUAAGAUGAUCCGUGCUUUGACACGAAUAUAGUGUACGCAUUAUUCUUCGAAGUUAAUAGCAUACGUGAACAAGUGAGUUUAGAUAAUCUAUAUAUCCAAAAUAUCUACUCCCUUUUCUAAAAAGUACAGAACGAAUAAAUAGAUUGGCAGGUGAUAUUUUUAUAACCUGCCAAACAUAAGAACGAUUAAACCAGCAUAUUUCUUACGCAGCAUCAGGGCCAAGUAAAAGUGACUUUCCUAUAUCCGUGUUCGAAAAACCUAACCUAAGAGUUCUAUACCGAUCAAUUUCGAAUGCAAGGUGUACGAUAAGGAAAAUUAUAGACUGCAUUAAUGUAACUUUGUUAGUUGAAAAAAGGAGCUGUAGACUUUUCUGUCGUUGAAAUCACCUCGUAUUUCUUUCGAAAGAAGUAAAUACAUUCAACUGUAUGCGUUGAGCUUCAUACAUGCGAUUCGUGUCUUAUAGUGAAACAACAAAACAGCAACGUAUUGAAGCUUCAGUUUGAUAUUCGUAAGCAAUUCGUCACUAAGACGAUAUGACGUAGAUUAUCUUUCGUGUUUUUAACUAUUUUAGUGUCCGCAAAUACAUAUUGUCAAGUAGGCGCAGUUUAGCAAAAUCAAUUUCGAAGUCCCAGUGAAAUGUGAUUCGUGAUCAGUCAGACAUGAAUCGAAAUUCUGAGCUUUGUCGACGCGUAACUGAAACAGGUCUCUAAAAUAGCCCCGUACUGUCAAAACGCUACGUGUUUCGUUUUUCUAAAUUGUGUGUUAGUAUCAGUUAAAUGCAGUUAGUUAGGCAACGCACAGUUAGCUUUCGUAAGUUCGGUACCGAACUGAUUGCAUAACAUGGUUUCUUUUCAAUUCGCGUAUCUUGUACUAACUCCAAUAUUGAUUAUAUCAUUUUCUUUUGUGCACCCUGUUCAAUAUAGGACAAGCCAAUUAUAUACUUCUACGGCUCUGCAACGAUCAGCUCAUGCAAAAAUUGCCAGGGCUGCACAAAACGAAUUUUCAUUUAGCCAGCAAGAUAUAGUACAGUCACCGUAACCGUGCUAUAGUAAACACUCAAGUGAAUAGUAAUGGAAGGAAGAUAAGCCAUUCGAACCCCGCCAAGGAUGUACAAUUCAUGGAAUCUGUGAGAUCAAACAUGGCUGGAAAAAAUGGGGAACGAAGAACUGAGAUGGAACUAACGAAAAGCCCAAUGCGCAGUGCUCCUGGGGUGAACGCCUCCGCCUUGCCAACUCCCGGUUGGCACGGAUACUCUGUCAAAUGGUCACCUUUUGAUCCGGAUUUUGCGAUUUGCGCCGCUAGUCAAAACUAUGGCAUUCAAGGUCAGGGUGCAUUACUUGUACUUCGGCGACCCGCGGGCGGGAACGGCCCACUUUCCAUCAACCAUGUGAUGAACUACAGCGACGCAUUGUUUGAUCUAUCCUUCAGUGAAUCUGACCCUCGGGUUGUCUGUGCAGCGGCGGCGGACGGCCACAUCGUUAUGUUCAAUAGCGAACAUGGUGCCGUACUCGGAUCUGUCAAGGGACACGCCAAAGAGGUAUACAGCGUUGAAUGGAAUCCGACUAGGACAGAACACCUAAUUGUUUCUGCCUCAUGGGACGGAAAGGUCAACUUAACUGAUCCGCAAAAAUUAGCCGUUGUUAGAUCUUUUCAGGCACAUCGACAAUUAGUGUAUUCAGCUGCCUGGGCUCCUCGUAGCCCGGGCAUGUUAUGCAGUUGUUCUGCCGAUGGCUCUGUAGCUCUAUGGGACAUUCGAAAUCCGGACAGUCAGAGACCUGCUCUCGUAUUCAGAGUAUCAACUACAGAAGUCCUAAACGCAGAUUGGUCGAAAUACGAUUGUAACAUGUUGGCAACAGGAUCCAUCGACUCGAGUGUUUCUCUAUGGGACAUUCGUCAACCUGCAGGAUGUCGUCAAAAGUUCUUCCAUAAAAUGGCUGUCAGAAAGGAGACAUGCAAAGCGCUGAUAUUUUUGCAGGUAAGAUUCAGCCCAUUCUUCCCUCAUGUGUUGGCGUCGGUCUCUUAUGACUUUACGACACAGAUCUACAAUCUUGCUGCCAAUAGGACAGAGUUGUGUCUUAUGAACCAUAGUGAGUUCGCUUACGGUCUCGAUUGGAACUCACACAGAAUGGGCGAAAUAGUCGACUGCGGAUGGGACCAACUGAUUGUUGUAUCGAUGAUGCCGGACAAGGUUCUCCAUACUCUUCCUGGUGCUAUUUAAUUGUUGUUUGAUGUAACUUUGCGCAACUAUCUAACAUUGUCUCGUGUUGUGUGUGAACUCUACUAGGAAACUUUGUGCAAAGCUUGAAUUUUUUGUAUUGACCGACGAUUCAUGGAGAUAAGCCUGACCAAAGUAACAAAUAUGGUUUUGGGUCCAGUGAGGCAUGAUUUUAUUUUCACUGAGCUCAAAUCUACCUCAAAAGUACCAUGUUGUAGCUGCUUGACCUGUACAGUACACUAAUAAGAUGUAACAAUGCUUAGACUGUGCCUUCUCUUCCAUACUACAGUCAAAACAGGAGGAGCAAGUACAACAAUUUUGCCAGAGUUAAAGCGGCGCGUUUUUUACGAUAAAUAAUUAGUUAAUUGCAAAUAAGUGAAAAGUUUUUUGAACCGCGUCGGACUGAUGCGUUAUCGUUAAGUGUUAAAGUUCCGGGAGUCAGCUUAGGCAUCUUUUAAAAUCCGCAAAACUAGGAUCCAGAACCCAGAAUCGAAGCAACGCCGACGUUAAUUAUUAUCUCAGACCGAGUUUAAAUAUACGUCUUGCAAAAACGUUUUGAGGCUAGACCACCUAUAUUUUGCUACGAGUAAUUAACAAACUAUUGUAGGAUUCUCGAGUCGAUUUCAUGCAUUAUUCCAAUUCUUUCUACUUUUUGACAUUUUGUAUGGGUGGCAGUAAUGUUGCUAUCAUAUAAAAAUGGCUGCUUUUCUUUAGAUUUGAAAAUGAAUGCACUUGUUGCGCUCAGCUGUGUAAAGGACAAAUAACCAAUUCAAGGAUCUUUUGCUAUAAAGUUGUAUUAUCAGUGCUUUAACCACCUAGAAUUAUGUGCAAGAACUCAUCUGGCCUGUACCAUAAUUUGUGUGCUGCAUGUUGUCUAGGCUUGGAUUUCUAUAAAUAAUUUGUGGCAAUAUGUACAAGUUUAUUUUUCUAAAAUUACCUUGCUUAAAAUGAAAGAAACUGAAGGUAAGCUCAUCGGACACACGUUCGACAAUAACCGUGCUUGUUUAUUUGUCUGUAGAGUUAAAUAUCAAGGGCCGAAGAAUGAAAGUUGCUCAUUUAAAAAGAACUCAUAAAUUAUAGUAGUCUGAAUACAAUAACUUGUGGUUACAAAAGUUGUGUGUUAUAGUGAAUAAGACCGGUAGGUUUCAUCUUCGUGUCUAACUGUUGUAUCCAAUGUGAACUCCAAGUAUACUCUAUAUUUUUUUAAAGUAUAUCUGAGAACUCCAAGUAUUUACAUCAUAAAGACUGUUACGAUGCUGUUUAUACACAGAUUAAAUACAAGUCAACAAAAGUUUUAUUCGAAUGAAAAACAAAAGACGACAACGCAUAUACACAUAUUUUGUUAAAAAAAUAAAUAAGUCGUUAUUAAGUUGUU
This is a messenger RNA of Varroa destructor (honeybee mite), 4137 nucleotides long. RefSeq names its product peroxisomal targeting signal 2 receptor-like. NCBI's taxonomy places the organism in Eukaryota, Metazoa, Arthropoda, Arachnida, Mesostigmata, Varroidae. Gene Ontology annotation, biological process: protein import into peroxisome matrix. Gene Ontology annotation, cellular component: cytosol; peroxisomal matrix. Gene Ontology annotation, molecular function: protein binding. The record is from RefSeq and is a predicted model, not a curated record.